AUGUGUGCCGAACCGCAGCAGGUCUGUCCAAGACGCUUCGGGCUCAACUAUGACCCGCCAGCGAUUAUUCUGGAGUACCUUGAGGUCAAGACCGGCAAGCUCUUCCACCGCAAGGUCACGCUCAAGAGGCUACGGGCCUCGGCGGACCCAGCAAGAGUGGCAGAAAAGUUGCGCCAGAAGAACCGGCCGCUGCUUACUGAGGACAGCGGUGUUUGCUUUGAUCAGAUCGUUUCGCUCGUCAAGAAGCUUCAAGACGCCAUGUCGCAUGAUGGCGUGAAGGCAUCUGAUGACGCGGCAACAGUCAAGCCAGUCCUGCAGCAUGCUCAAGAUAAUGGGACACUGGAGCCAAUGGCUCUCAUUCGGGUGACCUUCGGAGAUGGCUUCGAGCGUGGGGCAGACGAGCCCUGCAGCAGCUUCGAACGGCUUAUUCCGGACACCGUGGAGCUUGAGGAGCUCAAGCAGAUCCUGGCCAGGUGGGCAGGAUUCGGCUCUCGAUGCGAUUGCUUUGAGCUGGCCGCGCCUUUCGCCGUGCGUGGCAGCUGCUGGAGGCCCAGCUUCGGCAGGCGCAGCCGGCCGCUGCCUGACAUGCUGGUGAAUGGCUCCAAACUGAGAGAGGUAGUUCACAUAAUGAUGGAUGACGCUGGGUAUGCAGGUGUCGACGCUCAGAAUCUGGCCGUCUUUGCUGUCUGGCCGACCUGCCCGUCCUGCGAUGACGCCGCCGCGAUGACCUUUGGCCGUGAUGCUAGCAGCUUGAUCCAGUUUGGCGGACCCUGCAGUUUGGAGGACUCGGGCGGCCGGGUGAUCUAUCAGCUCGGGGGCAAAGCCCAAUGUGGCAACUGCUGGUUGAAGCAGCAGAGCAGUGCAGCUUCCAGUGAGACACUUCUUUCGAGAUAG
Messenger RNA from Symbiodinium necroappetens, 894 nucleotides. Lineage: Eukaryota; Dinophyceae; Suessiales; Symbiodiniaceae. The record is from the annotation of a GenBank genome assembly.